AUGCCCAACACGAGUCGCACCGCCCAUACGUCAGCCCUCGUGCAGCCAUUGGCCGAAACCACCGCGCGCCCGCGUCCAUCCGACGCCACCCUCGGCUAUAAAAGCCUCCCCUCGGCCUCAUCCUUCGCCACACAGCUCUUGGAGCACUCCACUUCUCGCCCACUAGCCUGGCACAGCUCUGCCCUCCCCCUCUCGCUCGACGAGGAAAGCCUUUCUCUGUCGCAGUCACCGCGCGGAGGUGCGCAAGAAUCGGCCGCCGUCGUCGUGUGCUCGCGAGCGUCGCCGGAGAAGGAGCCGUCCGUGUCGUCGAGGAUCACCUGCUCGAGCUGGAAGCGUCCCUGGACUGCCCCGUCCUGCCUCUGCACCGCUUCGCCGGUACCGUCUUCGUCGAGGACUCGAGGACCAACGCCCAGACGCCACCUUGGAGCACCGCUGCAAAGCACCAUCGUCCUCGGUGCUGCACACGCGCACGUCUACGCCGACGACCAAGAAAAGCUAGCGCGUCCGAGACACCGAGCCGAACCGCCCCGACACUCUUCUCCAUCCCAGUGUCGUCCCUGCGUCGUCUCCGUCGAGCAGCGCGCCCCGCUGGUGAGCUCCCGAUCGCCGUCUUCAAACGCGAGUCCGCGCAGCUCCGCCCCGACGCCAAGCGGCGACCUCGCCACUGACCGCAAGCCCGCCUGCGCGUGCGAGGAGACCAAGCCGAGCCUCCUCCAAAUCCCCGCGUCGUCCUCCUAUCCUCCAAGCGCCCCCAUGAUGCGAACAAUUUCGGAGAAGAAGAAGAAGUGGAAUCGGACGAGGAUUUUAUUUAUGUUGUUGAAAGUCUUAUUUGAUGGAGUUGGAGAAGUCCAGGGACAAACAAGCCAACCAAGGCAAGCCAUCUUUUGAUCUCUUUCUAUUUAUUCUUCUUGUUGUGCUCAUUGCUCCAUUAUAUACUUGGUUCCUUGUAUCAUGUGUGAUUUUUGGUCCUCAGCUCUAUGCAUACUUAUUCCCAAAGUAUGUUGAACCCCUUGUUGAUGCUUUGCAUACUUGCUCCCAAGUAUGUGAACCCCCUUGUUUAUGUUAUGCAUGCUCACCCUAAGCAUGUAUGCCCCCUUGACUAU
Molecule: messenger RNA, 1103 nt
Organism: Lolium perenne
Lineage: Eukaryota; Viridiplantae; Streptophyta; Magnoliopsida; Poales; Poaceae
Source: RefSeq, a predicted model, not a curated record